AUGGGAAAAACGCCAAAAUGGGAACAACGCCAAAAUGGGAACAACGCCAAAAUGGGAACAACGCCAAAAUGGGAACAACGCCAAAAUGGGAACAACGCCAAAAUGGGAACAACGCCAAAAUGGGAAAAACGCCAAAAUGGGAAAAACGCCAAAAUGGGAAAAACGCCAAAAUGGGAAAAACGCCAAAAUGGGAAAAACGCCAAAAUGGGAAAAACGCCAAAAUGGGAAAAACGCCAAAAUGGGAAAAACGCCAAAAUGGGAAAAACGCCAAAAUGGGAAAAACGCCAAAAUGGGAAAAACGCCAAAAUGGGAAAAACGCCAAAAUGGGAAAAACGCCAAAAUGGGAAAAACGCCAAAAUGGGAAAAACGCCAAAAUGGGAAAAACGCCAAAAUGGGAAAAACGCCAAAAUGGGAAAAACGCCAAAAUGGGAAAAACGCCAAAAUGGGAAAAACGCAAAAAUGGGAAAAACGCCAAAAUGGGAAAAACGCAAAAAUGGGAAAAACGCAAAAAUGGGAAAAACGCAAAAAUGGGAAAAACGCAAAAAUGGGAAAAACGCAAAAAUGGGAAAAACGCAAAAAUGGGAAAAACGCAAAAAUGGGAAAAACGCAAAAAUGGGAAAAACGCAAAAAUGGGAAAAACGCAAAAAUGGGAAAAACGCAAAAAUGGGAAAAACGCAAAAAUGGGAAAAACGCAAAAAUGGGAAAAACGCAAAAAUGGGAAAAACGCAAAAAUGGGAAAAACGCAAAAAUGGGAAAAACGCAAAUAUGGGAAAAACGCAAAUAUGGGAAAAACGCAAAUAUGGGAAAAACGCAAAUAUGGGAAAAACGCAAAUAUGGGAAAAACGCAAAUAUGGGAAAAACGCAAAUAUGGGAAAAACGCAAAUAUGGGAAAAACGCAAAUAUGGGAAAAACGCAAAUAUGGGAAAAACGCAAAUAUGGGAAAAACGCAAAUAUGGGAAAAACGCAAAUAUGGGAAAAACGCAAAUAUGGGAAAAACGCAAAAGUGGGAAAAACGCAAAAGUGGGAAAAACGCAAAAGUGGGAAAAACGCAAAAGUGGGAAAAACGCAAAAGUGGGAAAAACGCAAAUAUGGGAAAAACGCAAAUAUGGGAAAAACGCAAAUAUGGGAAAAACGCAAAUAUGGGAAAAACGCAAAUAUGGGAAAAACGCAAAUAUGGGAAAAACGCAAAUAUGGGAAAAACGCAAAUAUGGGAAAAACGCAAAUAUGGGAAAAACGCAAAUAUGGGAAAAACGCAAAUAUGGGAAAAACGCAAAUAUGGGAAAAACGCAAAUAUGGGAAAAACGCAAAUAUGGGAAAAACGCAAAUAUGGGAAAAACGCAAAUAUGGGAAAAACGCAAAUAUGAGGAAAACGCAUAUAUGGGAAAACAUAUGAAAUCUAUAAAACGCAUUAGCGGGAAAACGAAAAUGUGGUAA
Messenger RNA from Schistocerca nitens (vagrant locust), 1434 nucleotides. Its product is annotated as triadin-like. Bases 1 to 1434 code for a protein of 477 amino acids. The record is from RefSeq and is a predicted model, not a curated record. The transcript has a single exon. Lineage: Eukaryota; Metazoa; Arthropoda; Insecta; Orthoptera; Acrididae.